Messenger RNA from Trypanosoma brucei brucei TREU927, 450 nucleotides. Its product is annotated as 40S ribosomal protein S16, putative. Gene Ontology annotation, cellular component: cytosolic small ribosomal subunit; ribosome. NCBI's taxonomy places the organism in Eukaryota, Euglenozoa, Kinetoplastea, Trypanosomatida, Trypanosomatidae. The transcript has a single exon. Bases 1 to 450 code for a protein of 149 amino acids. Gene Ontology annotation, biological process: translation; maturation of SSU-rRNA from tricistronic rRNA transcript (SSU-rRNA, 5.8S rRNA, LSU-rRNA). Gene Ontology annotation, molecular function: structural constituent of ribosome; RNA binding. The record is from RefSeq and is a predicted model, not a curated record.
AUGUCCGGUGAGAAGACGCACACCCUCAAGCAGGUGCAGACCUUCGGCAAGAAGAAAACGGCCAUUGCGGUCGCCACGGUGACGAAGGCCCCGCAGUGUAACAUUCGCAUCAAUGGUGUCCCCAUAUCUCAGAUCCUUCCUGAGACGCUCCGUGCGAAGAUCAUGGAAGCUGUCAAGGUAGUGGGCGCUCGGUACUUUUCUCGCCUGCGCGUUGAUGUGAGGGUUCGUGGCUCCGGUCAGGUCGCUCAGGCAUACGCCGUCCGCCAGGCCAUCGCGAAGGGUAUCAUCGCAUAUUACCAAAAGUACCACAAUGAGAUUGAGAAGGCUGCACUGAAAGACAAGUACUUGGAGUAUGACAAGUUCCUCCUCAUUGCGGAUCCUCGCCGCUGCGAACCCAAAAAAUGGGGCCGUCACUCUGCCCGUACGCGCUUCACAAAGUCGUACCGUUAA